Messenger RNA from Mycosarcoma maydis (corn smut), 2529 nucleotides. Its product is annotated as putative glutamyl-tRNA synthetase. The record is from RefSeq and is a predicted model, not a curated record. NCBI's taxonomy places the organism in Eukaryota, Fungi, Basidiomycota, Ustilaginomycetes, Ustilaginales. Gene Ontology annotation, biological process: glutamyl-tRNA aminoacylation; translation. Gene Ontology annotation, cellular component: cytosol; methionyl glutamyl tRNA synthetase complex; cytoplasm. Bases 1 to 2529 code for a protein of 842 amino acids. The transcript has a single exon. Gene Ontology annotation, molecular function: ATP binding; glutamate-tRNA ligase activity.
AUGGCUACUCCCACACUCAAGCUCGACCCGCAGGCAAAGGUCGCCCCGCUGGCACCUAUCGCGCUUGCCAAACUCGUUACUGCUGCUGACGCUUCUCAGGCGCUCACGCUCGUCUUUGAGGACGGCAUCGCGCCCACUCUGAUCCUUCCUAACGCCGCUCCUGUUGAGGGCUACCUUCACAUUAUCCGAGAGCUCGCCUCGCACUAUGCCCACCUUGGUCUCUCUGGCACCGACAAGGACCAGAGCGCACAGGUCAACCUCUACGUCAGCCAAGGCGACAACCUAGCACUCGCCAACUUCCAGACCGCUUCGGCGAUCGCCGACAGCCUCGACCAGCACCUUGCUCUGCGCACGUUUCUCGUCAGCCACUCUGUCACUGCGGCUGAUGCAGCCAUCUGGGCGGCUGUGCGUGCCAGCUCGCCCGUCAUUGGUCUCGUCCGUAAGGGUCUCCACAAGCACUUGCAGCGAUGGUUCAACCACAUCGACUCGCUUGCACCCUUCUCUGACGCGCUCGUCCAACUCGCCGAUGCCAAGGCCGAGAAGUUCAAGAACAAAAAGACCGCUGCUGGCUUUGAUCUCUUCCUCAAGGAUGCUCAGCAGGGCCAGGUGGUCACUCGCUUCCCUCCCGAGCCUUCGGGUUAUCUGCACGUCGGUCACGCCAAAGCCGCCAUUCUCAACCAGUAUUUUGCUCGCCAGUACAACGGCAAACUCAUUAUUCGAUUCGACGACACCAACCCAAGCAAGGAGAAGGAGGAGUUCGAACAGUCAAUCAUCGAGGAUCUCGCACUUCUCGGUAUCAAGGGUGACGCGACGAGCCACACCUCGGAUUACUUUGACAAGCUUUACCAGCUUGCCAUCCAGAUGAUUCAGCUUGGCAAAGCGUACGCUGAUGACACACCUCAGGAGCAGAUGCGUGCCGAGCGUAUGGACGGGAUCGCUUCGAAGCGCCGUGAUGCAUCGGUCGAGGAAAAUAUGACGCGUUUCGCCGACAUGUCGACUGGCUCUGCUGAAGGUCGUAAGUGGUGCUUGCGUGCCAAGAUCUCGUAUUCGGAUCCGAACAAGGCAAUGCGUGACCCAGUCAUCUAUCGCUGCAACCCAGACGUCUCGCAUCACCGCACGGGCACUACCUGGAAGGUGUACCCAACGUACGACUUUGCGUGCCCGAUUGUCGACUCGAUCGAAGGCGUCACGCACGCUCUGCGUACCAACGAGUACCGCGACCGCAACCCGCAGUACUACUGGAUGCUCGACGCGCUCAAGCUGCGUAAAGUGGAUAUUUGGGACUUUGGUCGUCUCAACUUUGUCUACACGCUUCUGUCCAAACGUAAGCUGCAGUGGUUUGUGGAUAAUGGAGUGGUUUCUGGUUGGGACGAUCCACGUUUCCCUACCGUCCGAGGUAUCCGCAGGAGAGGUAUGACGAUCGAAACGAUCCAAGAGUUCAUCUUGGCGCAGGGCCCAUCGCAACAGAUCAUCAACAUGGAAUGGGACAAUAUCUGGACCAUCAACAAGCGCAACAUCGAUCCUGUUGUUCCACGAUACCAUGCUCUCGAUAAAGACGGCCUUGUCAAGGUCAACGUCAAAGGUGCGCCCAAGCGUCACACCAAGGAGAUGCCGAGGCACAAGAAGAACGCGGAUCUGGGCACCAAGCUCACCGUGUUCGACCAAGAGGUAUAUGUGGAGCAGGCAGACGCGCGGUCGUUCGGCCAAGCCGAAGAGGUGACGUUGAUGGAUUGGGGCAAUGUGAUCAUUGACUCGAAGCAGACCGACGCUGCAGGCAACGUGGUUUCGAUCGAUGCAAGCGCCAAUUUGGAUGGUGACUUUAAAAAGACCAAGAAGAAGGUCACCUGGCUCGCGGCGUCGGCUUCCACUACAGAGACAUUGGUCGAGGUGGACCUGCUCGACUUUGACUACCUGAUCACCAAGAAAAAGUUGGACGAGGAGGAUAACUUUGCCGACUUUGUCACGCCGAAUUCCGAGUUUCGCAGUGUCGCGCUCGCGGAUCACAACGUGGCGUCGCUUGAGCCGGGCGCUGCGAUCCAAUUCGAGCGCAAAGGCUACUAUAUUUUGGACCAGUUGGUCGGUAAGAAUGGUAGGAGAGAGUUUAUCAGGAUUCCGGAUGGAAAACAGGCAUCUUCGGCUAGCAAGGUGGCGCCCGAUGCGGAUGUCGAGGCAAAGAAGCACGCGGCUCAAAAGGCGCGUGCUGAAAAAGCGGCAGCCAAAGCCAAGAAGCAACAGGAAAAGGCUGACAAGACCAAGGCCAAGGCACUUGAAAAGGGCGACGGCUUGCAGUACGUCGCCGGGGCUGUCAGUGCCAGUGUAGCCGCCGCCACUGCCGGUCUUGCCACCGCCAUAGCUACCAAACCAUCCUCGGCUGCCAACACGCACAACACUCGCGCAUCCCACCCCCCCCACUUCCCAGAACUCAUCGACUCUGCCCACACCAUCAACAUGUAUCACGCCCCCAUCAUCACCACCAACAUCCCCACCCCCGUCCGCACAAACAUGUACUCCAUGAACAAGAUCCUGUAA